Pocillopora meandrina is the source of this 4334-nucleotide messenger RNA. NCBI's taxonomy places the organism in Eukaryota, Metazoa, Cnidaria, Anthozoa, Scleractinia, Pocilloporidae. The record is from the annotation of a GenBank genome assembly.
AUGCAGAUAACUGUCAAAAUACUAAAUGGCCAAGAAGUGCGUCUUGAGGUAGGUAAGAUUUGCUCAGAAAAAAGGAACAGUGUUGCAUCGUACGAAGAGGAACAAACGCUCUCCUGAAGAAAGACAUACGAUAUUUUCUAGAACAUUAGAUUUUUAUCUUUACUGUCUUAAACUUAAAGGUCUCAAAGGGUAUAUGGUUGUCAAUGAAGAGGUAGCUUCAAAAUCGAAACGUUUACAUGUUUGAUACAACUUGAAAGCCGUGGACGUGCAGUUAGGAGUCGUUCUGCGACACAGACGGCUGACAUCUUGAACUUGCAAGUGGGACUUUGAGCGCGAUUCUCAACAAAUUUGUGGAAAAUUCCGAAAGGUAGCUGAUGAGAAUUUGGCCAAGACGAAACGCUCCGUUAUACCACCACAAAUUAUUUUUUUCACAAGUAGUUGAUAAUCUCCUAUCAUAAAAUAUAGGUUGCUUCAUAUUUUAAUGGCUGUAUUUUGUUUUUUUCUGUUCUUGUGGUUUGAUUACAGGUCUCUGCAAGUGAUCAGAUCUCGCUAGUAAAAAGACAAGUUUAUGAAAAGCUUGAAAUUCCAGUGUUACAACAGAGAUUGAUUUUUAGAGGAAAAACUUUACCAGGUAUUGUUAUGAAAUUGGUCAUAUAAAUGUGGUUAAAUUAUGGCAGGUUUAAGUUCAAUAUAUUUAAAAAAGAAAAAAGAAGGGGAAAAAAACAGAUUCUUUUGUAAGAUAUGCACUGUUAUCAUAUGUUUAUUUCAUAGCGGCAAAUGUUUGAUUUGCAACUUGUUACAGCACCAAGUUGACAGGAAGUGUUGACUGGAAACAGAAAUUUAAACUGAAAGUAUUUUUGUAUAAUUAUGCUUCAAGUUAUCAAAAGAGAAAACUCCUUUAAAGUUUUAAACAAUGGCAAGAAACAAGUGUAAGCAAUAUUAACAUUUAAGCUUCUUGCUACAUGUACAGGCGUGAAGCCGUUAUUUUGGAUUGGAUGCAUUAUGUGGCUUCCACUUUUCUCAUUAACCUUUUAACUCAAGGAGUGAUUAACAUGUAACUUCUCCCCAUAAUAUCCUUACAUUACCCAGCAAACAGGUAAUGAGAAUAUUCAAACUUAUCAGAUAGGAGUUGUUAUCUUGAUCAAACAAAAAGUUCUCAAAACUAAUUUACAGGAAGUAUGUAGCAGCUAAAGGCAGAAUUUACUGUCAGAUCAUGGGGUUCCAGGGUUAAACAGUUUUUAUAGCUCUUUUACUUGCAAAAGUCCUUAAGGGAUUGCAUUAAAUCAGAUAAUUGAGUAUACUGUGAAAUGUCGCCAUCCAUUGGGGUAGCUGAACCACCCAAAAUUCUAGUUUCAAAAGAACCAUCAGUUGUUUCAAUUUUUUUCUUAAUCUAAAUACUUUAUUCCCAUAAACGGUUUAACUCUCAGAACUGACAGAAAUGUAAAUUCUCCCUAUAAUAUCCAUAAAUUAUCCAGUGAACAGGUAGUGAGUAUACCCAAACUUAUCAGGUAGAAUUUGCUAUCUUGAUCUAACACAAAAUUCCCAUAACUAAUUUAUAAGGAAAUGUGUAGUAGCUAGAGAGGAGAAUUAACAAUCAGAUCUUGGAAGUUAAAGGGUUAAAUACUGUGUUAAUGGUAAAAGGUUAAUUUUUUUCUUGCUAUCAGACUCUUCCACUUUACGAGAUCAUCACAUUGUGGAUGGGAGCAAACUUCACUUAUCUGUGAAAAAACAAAGUGAAGGAGCCAGCAGUGGAAAUAACAGUGAAUUUUUUGGAUUACUGAGAGAUCUUCUCAGAAGCCAUUUUAGUGAACAGGACACUGAGCAAGUGAUGAAAAAAUUCAAGGAGGUUUGUUGUUAUUUGCACUCUUUACACAAGAGAUUUCAUGUCAAUCAACUGGAGACAUCAGUGUUUGUUCACACCUUUUACUAAGGGAUUUUGAGGCCUGCACUGUAAGUUAUGGACCAUGUUUUUCUGUCCCAGUUUUAAGGCUCGGGUCCAAAUUGCAUGGGCCAGAAGUUCCAAGAGAAAAAAAAAAAAAAUAGCAAGGUUCUGUAGUUUACAGUAGGGACCAAGAAAUGAGGCUAGUAAGAUAUUUAUUACAUCUCUGUGUUCAAAUUCAUGUAGGGGGAGAAGGUUUCAAUGAAAACAUGAAAACAAAUGUUUGAAUUUAGCAGGCCAUACAAUUGAAUUACAGGGAUAUCAUAAACUGAGAUAUGAAGCAUAUACCCUGCAGAAAACCAAGAGUUGCUGGCUUCUUGAUUGCUCCUGAAAAUUUCUCAGUUGCUUCAUUUCCUAAGCAGUGCAAAGCUGAUAUUUGAAAGAAUUUUUUUUAAACCUCUUUUCACCCUAACAUCAGUAUCCAUAAUCUCCUUACUCUUCUCUGUAUAUUUCCUUUGGUAUUGUAAGGGAGAAUUUGUUUAAAAAUCAGAGCUUCUAAAUGUUAGUUUGGUUGUCGUUUCCUCUAUUUUCAUAUUCAUAAUGAAUGACUCAGCAGUACGACUGUAAGAGGAAGUUAGAUGCAGAUCACCUUUAAGGUUUAAAGCAUUCAAUGUUUGGCAUGUAUGAUCUGAAGUUCUCUCUGUUAUGCUUCUACUUAGUCUAACUGGUUCACACACUUAAUCAAAGUAAACAAUGGGGUCAUUAGCAGACUUGAGAAAAAGGAAUUUUAUUACACAAGUCUAAUUUCUCCUUACAAUAUCGCCCCUGAAUCACACAAUUAGAUCGCAAGAAAUAAGGAAAUAAUCACCAAUUAAAGAAGGUCUUGAUUGUUAAACAAAUUCCCCUAGUUAGCAUUGUACAAAAUGUAUAUACAGAGCAGUAUGGAGAAUACACAGACUGGUGUUGGGUUAUGAAGACUUAAAGUACUUACUGAGAAGUUAAACUUCCUUGUGUGACCACUUCAAGGAAGUAACCAGCUUCCCAAAAUCAAGCCAGAAAGAUCGUUGUUUCAAAAUCUUGUGGAACACACCACACCAACCUCUAUCUGUGACUCUGAUCAACCUCUCUUAUGUUUGUUGUGAGACUCAGAAAACUGUGAAUACCUCAGACUGACACCAUUUUCCAGCUUUUGGUUGAUAAAAUUCCCUUAGCAGGAAAGUGUGUAGUGAAGCCAUUAACCUUUCACUCCUAAGAUCUCAUUAGUAAUUCUCCUUACUGCUCGCCAUAUAAUUCAAUAUUUUGCCCCGAGGAAGGGCUAACUCUUGAAAUGCCAGCUUUGAAACUCUUAACAGUGGCAAAUUUACAUUAUCAACUCAGUUGAUAAUACUUAAUUACCCUGUUAUAGUCUUCCACCAACACAGCACCACAGUUUCUUUAGUAACUUACCCACUUUAAUAUUUUCCAACUGAUCCUGGUCAUAAUUAUCAUACUUAUGUAGUAACAAGUUUGCAAUUACAUAAAUUCAACAUCACUUACUGAUUCAUAAACAGAGUAGAAAUGAUUGAGCUUAUGUGUUAAUAGUUUUCUCUGUUUUAUUUUCUACAUAGGAUUUCAAGACAUGGGUUUGGUCUCUGAGCCUUGAUGACAUUGAGAGAAUGGCAGCUCUUCAUUUGAGAGAGGCAUCUGAUGAACAAUGAUGCCCCCCCCCUCCCCUAAAUAAUAAAGAAAAAAAAAGAUGUAACACUGCAAAAAGACCAGUUUGCAUAGUUUUUUGAGUAUGUUGAUGAACUGUGGCAAGUGUUUUCUAGGAAGUUCCCCCUUUCUUUGGACUACAGGUCUCUUGGUCAUGGUCUUUACAGACAUUUUUUAUGACAACUAUGAUAUCACUACAAAUGGACAGGAACAUGGAUGAAGCCUGUGAGAGAUUUCUGAUAAACUGUUAAGUUCUCAGUCCAAAUUGUUGGUGUGUUUCCUCAUGGAAGACAAGGAGAAUCUAAUGUUGCAUUUAUAGUCUAUGUUUAUUGGCACCUAAUUUCAACCUCUUCAGUCAAAAGUCUUGUUAAAAGUACUGUUUAAUUUUCAGCAAGGGAUCCUGAAACUUUUACAUUGACAAAGUUUUGGUUACGAUUUUUAUAGUUUACUAAGAGUGACUAGCAUCAUGAAUCAUAGGCAUUAAUAUAAUUAACUGUCUUGUUCUCAAGAUCCUAAAGUAACCAGGCUACUCAGCCUCCUGAUAUAAACAUACAAGAAUUCAGUUUUGAACAGAGCGAGAAGAGUGGUAAAAUGAGAAACUUGACUAUGAGCCACAUUGGCUUAAUGUUCUUUGGCGAUUAUAAGAAAUAUAAAAAUUGGCGUUACUGAAGCCGGUGUGACUGCCUUUUCUGUCUUUUUAGCCAAGCAGAAGAAAUAGAGUGAUUUCAGAGUUGCGUGACAGCCUGGGAGUUACUUAAGUGUU